CAGAUGGAAGAGAUGGUGCCACUGUAUGGGCACUACAGGACCAGAUUACACAGCCUUGGCGGCCAGCAAGUGAGGGGCCUGGACUCAGUCCAAGAGCUGGUGGAGUUCAAGCUAGAGAGAGAUACAGAGACAGAGAGACAGAUGGACAGAGAGAGACAUGGACAGAAGAUGUGGUGGCAGAGGAGGUCCUCUUUUGUGACUCUGUCCCUUUGCAGUGUGACCUGUGGUGGGACUUACACUGACCAGCUAUAACAGAGCUCUGGAUACAGAUCGAGUUCCCACUACUCACCCACCUCAGCUGGGUCUCAGCACUCCUGAGGCAUCAGGUUUAGGACACCUCCUGGGACCACAGCAGGUGUCAUCCAGUACCUGGUAGGGGCAAGUAGUGCAGUUCCUUUGAUUUUCAUUGGCACUUUCAACUCUGUAGGGAUCAGAAAAUCAGAAGUGGAUGAUGAUCACACAUGGCAGUGAACUGGAUGUAUCUUUGUAGCAUCCCCUCAGGACUUUCCAGCCUGGGCCAGUCUGGGAACAGUCAGAAGAGUGGAGCUUUGGCCAGCCUCCCAGUGCUGGUCAUUGGCAGGUCAGAACAUGCAGAGGGAUGGAGAGCCUAGUGCCUCUGCAGGGACCGGGCAGGGUGGAAGGGGGCCAGGCACUCUGGUUGCCUGGCCCCACAGGCUUCGGGGACCUGCUUGUCACUGAAAAAUCACGUGUCCUGAAGCGGCCCCCGGACUCCCCUCACUCUCUCCAGAAUUUCAUGGCAUCUGGUGGCCUGGUGGGCAUCGCUUGGUGCACAUCCAUCUGGCCAAGACCGCAAAUGGAUUUCUGCCAACAACAAGGCUCCCACUGCAUUCAGCGAGCUCAGUGAAAACUAGCAGCGAGGCCACAUCCACUGGACCCCUGGGCAAAACUCUCGAGCCUCAGGUGAGAAGGUGGUUCCCUGCCUCCACCAUGGCUCAUGGGGAAUUUUCACCCACCACCAGGCCCCCAAGUUGUGUGCUCAUCUGCAUGCUCAUGGACUGCAGGCUUUUUGGAAGGACCAGCUCCUGGGCCCUCUUCAAAACUCUUCUCCUGCCACUGACUCAGCCUAUUUUGCAUCCAGCCCCAUGAGUUCAUGACCCACUCAUGGACCUGCAGUGUCCCUUGUCACCUGGUUCAACCACACUGAAUCCACUCUUCUCCUGAAAUCCACUUGAGCUGCAUCCCACAUGCCUUGGGGGACCCCAUCUGACACCCUUAGGGGAAGAGGCAGUGAGUUGAUGCUCCAGGAUCCCCAGCCACUCAAGCCUUGGGAGCUGGGCAACCACUCCUGCUGACUCAUGCGGGACUGAACUUCCCUCAUGUGGUCACCAUAUCCAAGCCCCGGCAGCCAGGAGGAGGAGAGGCGCACCUCCAACAGCGAGAGCUCAGAAAGGUGAGCAAGAGAGGCACCCUCAUCCCUAAUGGGCACCUUGGGCACAGAGGCCACUUGGCAGGUGACCCCCUUCCCCAUGAGCUGUGGCUGAGCUGACACCAACACUGGAGCACAGAAGGUGAGCCAGGGGGAUGCAGCCCCUCAGGGAGCUGAGGGGUGCCAGCUGCAGCCACAGUGCCCAGGCUCAUGAAGGAGGCCAAGGUCAGAGCUUAGAUUUCUGGAAUGGGGAAGGGGGGGGUGAGAGGAAAAUGAAGAUGAGAAUAAAUGGAGGUGGGAGGAUGGGGGCAGGAGGAGGUGGUGCAGGGGUGAAGGAGGAAAGAUGAACAGUGAAGGAACAGGGCAAGAAGGAUGAGCAGGAAGAGGACCAGCACAGAAAGGGGGAGCAGGAGGACAGGAGGCCAAGACCAACCCAAGCCAGUUCCUUGAGAGUCAUGUUGGGGUCCCUGUAGAUAUUUUACUUGAGUGAUCCCUUGGUUUGAUGCUCAGACCUGGGGAACCUCAAGGUACUGAUUGAGGCCUGUGUGGGAAAUCACUGGCCUGAUUCAAGACUAACCACAAGAGCUUACUCUUCACAUCAGUACCCUCCUGACACUACUAACAAGCAGUAGGAGAGGAGGAGUGAAGGAAGAUCAGGGUUCAGGGACAGCUGGUUGUGAGGGUCCAAGUGCCCAGUUCCACUGCAUCCCGGCCACCCUCCCCUGCGUGGAGAGACGACCCUCCCCCAAAGGAAAGUCAAAUUUCAGGCCAACGGUUCAGGGCUGCUCCUGGCCAAUGGGUGGGCUCCACUGUGGGUGGAAUAGCAGUGACCCCAGAGUUCUGUCUGUUGCCUGGCACCCACUCUGCUUCCUGUGCCCAGGCAGUUGGAGGCCCUUGUGGUUGCUGACCUGCUCUGAUGCUCGCUCGCCUGCCCGCCCUGCUCUGACACACCUGAUUCCCACACCUUCCUGGGUGACUUAUUAUCAUUUUGAGAGGAGAGGCCCAUAUCCAACAGUGAGGAUCAGAAAGGCAGUUGGAGGCCCUUGUGGUCUCUGACCUGCUCUGACACUCGCCUGCCCUCCCUGUUCUGACCCACCGACCUGAACUUGGGUCCAUUUAUACAGCAGAGACCAGCUCUAACAGCAAGAGGCCAGAAAGGCUACUGGAGUCCCUCAGAGUUGCUGAUCUGCUCUGACACUCACUCGCCUGCCCACCCUGCUCUGACCCACCUGAUCCUCACACCCGCCUGGUUACCUUUUCACCAUUUUGAGAGGAGAGGCCCAAGUCCAACAGUGAGAGUCAGAAAGGCAGUUGGAGGCCCUCGUGGUCACUGACCUGCUCUGACGCCUGCUCAUCUGUCUGCCCAACAUUCUCUGGCCCACCUGAUCCCCCACCCGACUGGAUACCUUGUUACAAUUUUGAAAGGAGAGGCACACAUCCAACAGUGAGUGAGAAAGGCAGGUGGAGGCUCUUGUGGUCACUGACCUGCUCUGAAGCCUGCACAUCUUCUGGCCCUGAUCGAACCCACCUGAUCUCCACACCCACCUGCUUACCUUCUUACCAUCUUGAGAGGAGAGGCCCACAUCCAACAGGGAGUGUCAGAAAGGCAGUUGGAGGCCCUCGUGGUCACUGACCUGCUCUGACGCUCACUCACCUGCCUGCCCUGCUCUGACCCACCUGAUCCCCACACCCGCCUGGUUACCUCGUUACCAUCUUGAGGAGAGGCCCACAUCCAAAAGUGAAAAUCAGAAAGGCAGUUGGAGGCCCUGUGGUCUCCGACCUGCUCUGACGCUCGCCCGUUUCUCCACCUCUCCCACCCCAUCCCUGGGUGCAUUUCCACCAAAGAGGCACAGCUCCAGCAGCGAGAGGUCACAAAACAUCAAACAUGGUGAAGAUGGAGACUCUGCUGGCCCUGGAACGAGCAGAAAUAGUGGCCAAGUAUGAGCAGGGGCACCAGUCAGGGUCUCCAGCGGACCCGGACCCAUGGGAUGAUUCUGACCUCUCGUGCUACAAGGUCACCUACAGAUGGGAACAGCCUGGCCUCAGCACCCAGGGCCUCAGCAUCCAUGGCCUCAGCACCCACAAGGCGAGGAUGCGCCGGCGAGUCUACAAGGGGAUCCCCCCACAGGUGAGAGGACAGGCGUGGUCUCUGCUCUUGGAUCUGGAGAAGGUGAAGGUGGAGAACCAAGGGAAAUACCAGAGAAUGAAGGAGCAGGCCAGGCUCUACUCUCGGGACAUCAAAUAUAUUGACAUGGACGUGAGCCGCACCUUCCAAAACAAUAUCAUGUUCCAGGAGCGGUAUGGCAUCAAGCAGCAAGCCCUCUUCAAUGUGCUCACAGCUUACUCUGUCUACAACACAAAUCUUAACAGGGAUGAGAGUUCCCAGCAACCCAAACUCCUGUGUGGCUCCCUGGAGGUGGCUCCGCACCCCACCUGCACUUUCCAGAAUAUUCCCUCAAGGAGCACCAGCUGAGAUGACCACACAGGAUGACCAAAGUGGGGUCUGCAGCUGCUCCACCACCACCAUGGCCCUCCAAGCCUCACAUAUGCCUGAGGUGGGCUACUGCCAUGGCAUGAACCAGAUUGUCGCUGUCCUGCUCAUGUUUCUUAAUGAGGAGAAUGCUUUCUGGGCACUGGCUCAACUGAUGGACAACAAAAGACAUGCCAUGCAUGGCUUCUUCAUUCCGGAGUUCCCAAAACUUCAGAGAUUGCAGGCCCAUCAUGAUAAGAUUCUGGAGAGGACUCUUCCCAAGCUGAAGAGGCACCUGGACAAGGAAUACAUGUACACAGAAAUUUAUACUAAGCUGUGGUUCCAACAUUGCUUUAUUGACCAGACACCUUUCUCACUCACACUAAGACUAUGGGAUGUAUACAUCCUGGAGGGGGAGCGAAUGCUCACAGCCAUGGCCUAUACAAUCAUCAAGCUGCACAGAAAACACCUCCUGAAGCUGCCCCUGCAAGGCCUGUAUGAGUUUCUUCAGGACAAGAUCUCCGGGCCCUGGGCCCUAGAGGAUGAUGCAGUGAUCAAAAAGCUACAGGCAUCAAUGGCUGAACUGCACAGGAAGAACUGGGACCUACCUCCCCCAGCAAAACCUGAGGAGUUCCCCACGAGGACCCUGGGCGUGGAGCGAUCAUCCCUGGAACCCAAGCCUUGCCCAACCAUUAUAAGCAUUAAGGAACUCUCUGGAGAAGACGGGCCUGACCUCCCUGGCCCACCUGCUAAGCACCAGCAGCCCGGACCCUCACACAGCCAGGCCUGCCUAAAGGCUGAGGAACACCAGCAAGAGCAGACCAUGGCACCACAACUCCGUUGGAGGGCCCGAGAGCCACCACGUCUGGCCUGCCCGUUUCCACCCCUGGACAUACCUCAGGACCGGAUGUGGCCGUGGAGAUGGGCUUCUCUUCCCAACAUCCCCAGGAACUAUGAGUGUCCCCUCAAGUGGCCAAUUGAUAUAGGAUUCGAGCCCGAGUGUUGGGACCUUUGCCCCUCAGCACGGGCCAAGGUCGCCCUCAGGGCCACAUUGCAGGCCUAGCCCUGCAGUCCCACAAAGGCCUCAGCCACAGGUCCUGCCCAGGCCCACUGAACACGCAGCCACGGGGCCCAGGACACCCCUCCUGACCCAUAGCAAGUGCAGCCAAUGCCCCUCCCAGGGCCGUGAUCAGCACGGCCAAGAUAGGAUACGUGGUUUCAAUUUCAUUACAAUUUGUAACGCUACUCCAUCGUUUUGCAAAUGACCCUCUGACAUUAUCUAUGACAUAAAGGGCAUUUGUGAUGAAGUUUUUGACAAAAAUCCAGUGACUUCUAGGAUUUGUCUUUCAAAUGACAUGCAUCUAGCCACUUGUAGCAUGAAAUUAUUGAAUCCCAAAUCCCAGUGUCCACCACAGGGUGGCAGAAUUCAUCUUCUGCCUCAGUCAUCAGGCUGCAAGUAUUCAUGGAGCAGACACUUCCAAAAACAUCUAAGCAUUCCUAUUAAGGAGCUCUAAUGGCAGUGUACCAGUAAUUUCCCACUAUAAAUCUCCUAGAGCUAGUUUCAUUUCUUUUUUGUUACUAUGAUGCAAAAAUGGUAGUGGUGAAUUUGGUAGGGUUUGCAGCAUGUCUCUAAUGACCUUAGACCAUGUUAUUUCCAGAAACUGGCCUAAUUACUUCAAACCCUUUAGUUUGGCUAAACAGAAGAGUUCUAUUUGGCUAAUUCUAUUUACCACAGCUCGCCUAGUCUCCCAAGCUUCUCCCUCUGAGACAAAAACUAUUAUGAAGUUGUCAAUAUAAUGAAUUAACUUACUUUAGGUAUGGUAAUACAUAAGUCUUUUUUAAAAAGUAUGACAGUAUGCUAAAUCUAUAUCUUUGGGGGAAAAUAGUAAACCUAUACUGUAUUCUUUUGCAUAGAAAAGUAAACUAUGCCUGACGGUUCUUUGUUUCUAAAAGUUAAUCUGGAAGCAUAAAUGUAUGCAAAUUGCAAUUAAUUUUCAAAAGAGUAAUGAGUCUUUCUAGAAGGCAAAACGAAUUAUAAUGUUAGAAUCAUAUCCUGGCUCAGAAAUACAUAUCGAAUGCAAAUCAUUAACAAAACAUGAUUAGCCCAAUUUCACAAAGAUAUAUUUAGAAUAAGGAUAUUUCAAUAUAAAAUAUGGAAUCCCUGCUGUGGCACAAUAGGACUGGCAGCACCAAGGACACAGGUUCAAUCCCCGGCCUGGCACAGUAGGUUAAAUAAAAGAUCCUUUGUUGCCACAGCUGUGGAGUAGGUUGCAACUGCAUCUCAAAUAUGACUCCAGGCCUGGGCACUUCAUAUGCCACAAAAAAAUGUUUCAAUUAGGAUCAUUUUAGUUGUAAAUGAAAGGAAGAUCAAAUGAAAUUGUUUUUAAAUGUAAGGAUAUUUGUUGACUUGCUUAUGUAAAUGCAAACUCCAAAACCUGGACAGCCUCAGAAUGCACUGAUAAAAAUGAUCAAUUAUACUAUAAUAAAAUCCUUUACUUUUUGUAUUCUUA
Sus scrofa (pig) is the source of this 6367-nucleotide messenger RNA. NCBI's taxonomy places the organism in Eukaryota, Metazoa, Chordata, Mammalia, Artiodactyla, Suidae. The record is from RefSeq and is a predicted model, not a curated record.